This is a messenger RNA of Electrophorus electricus (electric eel), 3282 nucleotides long. RefSeq names its product E3 ubiquitin-protein ligase TRIM39-like. Lineage: Eukaryota; Metazoa; Chordata; Actinopteri; Gymnotiformes; Gymnotidae. The record is from RefSeq and is a predicted model, not a curated record. Gene Ontology annotation, molecular function: zinc ion binding; protein binding.
AUAGGCAAAACUGAAACGGGAAGCUCACAUCGAAAAGUGAACCUUGUUCGUUACAAAAUGUCCCAGUUCCAUCGCUACUGGAUGUUCUUUAACUCUGAGACUGUAAACAGAAAAAUUGCAACCAGCUGAAAAACAGUAAAGCAUUAAAGCUGUAAAAAAGAAAUGGCAGAAUCCUCAUCACAGCUACCACCUGAGAAAAAGAGGCGUAUGACUAGCCAAGCUGAGUUCACACAUGACUCCAGCUGCAUCCUGUCUGAGGAGCAGUUCAUGUGUUCUGUCUGUCUGGAUGUGUUAACUGAUCCAGUCUCCACUCCAUGUGGACACAACUUCUGCAGGACCUGCCUUACACAUUACUGGGACAAUACUCCACGAUGUCUGUGUCCAUUAUGUAAAGAGACGUUCACCAGGAGACCUGAACUCAAGAUUAACACAACACUGAGAGAGGUAGUGGAUCACUUCAAGAAGAAAAGCAGUCUUGAUAAGCCUGAUGUUCUUUGUGAUGCCUGCACUGGAGUGAAGUUCAUGGCUGUAAAAUCCUGUCUGGACUGUGCUGUAACAUUUUGUAAAUCUCAUUUAGAGCCUCAUAAUAAUGUUCCUAAACUUAAGAAACACAAGCUAAUAAACCCUGUGAACAACCUGGAGGACUACAUAUGCCAGAAGCAUGAGAGACCCCUGGAGCUGUUCUGUAGAGAGGACAAGAUGUGUGUGUGUCAGUUCUGCACUGAGACAGAUCACAAGACACAUAACACUGUUCCUAUAGAGGACGAGAGUAGAGAGAAAAAGACACAGCUGGGGAAGACACAGUCAGAGGUGCAGAAGAUGAUCCAGGACAGACUGAAGAAGAUCAAAGAGAUCAAACACUCACUAGAGCUUGGAAAAAAAAGCACAGAGAAAGAGAUUGCAGACAGUAUUGAGGUCUUCACUGCUCUGAUACGCGCCAUUGAGAGAAGCCAGGCUGAGCUGCUUCAGGUGAUGGAGGAGAAGCAGAAAGCAGCAGAGAGGCGGGCUGAAGGACUCAUUAAAGAUCUGGAGCAGGAAAUCACUGAUCUAAAGAGGAGAGACACUGAGCUGGAGCAGCUCUCCCACACUGAGGACCACCUCCACCUCCUACAGAUGUACCCAGCCCUGAGCAGCCCUCCACACACCAAGAACUGGACUGACAUCAGUACUGACACUGAUUUGAGUAUAAAAACUGCAAGUACAGUUCUGUCUCAGCUUCAGAAGAAUCUGAAUAAGAAACUUAAUCUAACGAUAAAUAUAAAGUUCGGAGAAGCAGUCUGCACAGAAUUGAAGAGGAGUCAACAGUAUUCAGUGGAUGUGACUCUGGAUCCUGAUACAGCUCAUCCCAGACUCAUCCUGUGUAAUGAUGGAAAACAAGUGUCAUAUGGAGAUGGAAUACAGAAUUUGCCUGACUACCCAAAAAGGUUUGAUAGGUAUCCUGUUGUCCUGGGAACGGAGGGGUUCUCUUCAGGGAAAUUUUACUAUGAGGUGCAGGUCAAAGGGAAGACAUAUUGGGAUGUAGGAGUGGCCAGAGAGUCCAUUAACAGGAAGGGGCAGUAUACACUGAGCCCUCAAAAUGGAUGCUGGAUUGUGUGCCUGAGGAAGGGCAAUGAGUACAAGGCUUGCGCUGGACCCACUGUCAUACUAUUCUUGAAGGAGAAGCCCCAGACGGUGGGAGUGUUUGUGGAUUAUGAGGAGGGUCUGGUCUCCUUUUAUGAUGUGGAGGCCAGGUCUCAUAUCUACUCUUUCACUGGUCAGUCUUUCGCUGAGAAAAUCUACCCAUACUUCAGUCCUUUUACUUCUGUGAAGGGUACAAACUCGGCUCCACUGAUCAUCUCUCGUAUAUUUAAGACUUAAUAAAUCUUUACCCACUUCAGUCAUCUCAUGCAACUAUGGGAACAGGAAAAAAUAUUUUCUGUAAAACCAAUGGCAUAAGCAUGCCAACAGAGUAAUAUAAUCUCAAAUUUUAUUCUGUUUUCAAACAAAUGCUUACAUUUUUAAUCACUUCAAUCAUCUAUAAAACUACAAGAACAUAAAAAUAACAUUUUUUGUUUUACCAAUGGUGAAAGAAUAUCAGCAGAGUAAUUUGAAUUUUUUUUUUCUGUUAAAAACAGUACAUAAAACACUACCUAAUGUUGAAAAUAACAAGGAAUAGUCAAUUUUGUUCUCUCUUCACCAUUGGACAUAUAGAAUAUAUGUACUUGACAUGUGUAUCCUGACAUUGGUUUAGUCACAACUAAUGGUUAAAGUUAUUUUUAGCUGACAGUUUUAGUUUCAUCAAUAAAGAUUUACUUUACUGAUUAUAGUUUAUAUUAUAGAUAUACUUUAGGCUUCUGCAGUUUCACGUCAUUCCAAGGUGAGGCUUAAUUAAGAUGUUUUGUGAUGGACAGUGUGUUCUCUACUCCAGUACCACCUCACCUCAAACAACUGUUUCACAACAAAGCUGUUCAUUACAGUUUAAGAGUCAGCAGCGCUCAAGGCCCCGCAGUGUGUAAACCCUCUUGAAUUAAAUUAGUAUGCUGGUAUUUAUUGCUAUAACUAAGAAAAUGCUUUCUUACUGUUCUUACUUUCAUUUGAUCAUCUAAAGGCCAUUCCCAAGUAAUCAAAUUAAUUUCUGAAAAUUAUUCUUGAGAGCAAUAAAUCCUCUUUUGCAUAGCAGUAAGGAAGCAGAAGCAGAAAAAUUAUAAACAUUAAGUCAGCAUUGUAACAGGCCGAGUGCUGCUGGGCAAGAAGCAGGACUACAGACUCUCUCAAUGGAGACAAACGUUUAACCUGCUAUACAGACAGCGGCACGCACGUGUAAUGCAAACUGUGAACGUGAACACACAUUCGGUGAACAUGAACAUGGUCAAUGACCGACAAUCAUGCACACACUAACAAGGGUUUAAAUACAUACAAACAUGACAAGACUAAACUGAAGCAGGGGUGUGCUUAACAACAUAGGCGUGCUUACACACGAGACACAGUCCACGAAGAUCUCCCACUGCACGCGGAGGGUCAUACCACGUGACUAGUGGACAGGGAGCAGUCCUUGACAAUAAGAUUGUAAGGGUUGGCACUAGGCCGAGGCCCCCUCCGGCCACCAGGCCUCAAGUCAGGCACACUGCUAAUCAGGCUUGAUGCCCAACAGCUGGGCUAGAUCUAUAUAAGCCCAGUCACUCAGUGCUGGGUUUUUGCUAAAGUUUUGAGCCAAGCUCCUAGCCAGUAACUUUGGGUACUGAGGUCUUUGAGCCCCUGUGCUACACCUCUCUUCUGCUCUGUGAGGGUGUCUGUGUUUUUAUA